GCGGGCCAUGGCCGCAUCGUGUCUCGUGUCCACGUUGGUCACCCGGCUGCUCCGGCCCUCGCAGCGCUGCCGCCCCCGCCACCGCCCCUUUCACUUCUCAGCAUUUCGGAAUGAAGCCAUUGUCAUUUCUGGAAGGAAACUUGCCCAGCAGAUCAAGCAGGAAGUGCAGCAAGAAGUGGAGCAAUGGGUAGCGUCAGGCAACAGGCGGCCUCACCUGAGUGUGGUUCUGGUUGGCGAGAAUCCUGCCAGCCACUCCUAUGUCCUCAACAAAACCAGGGCUGCUGCAGAUGUGGGCAUCAACAGUGAGACAAUUGUGAAGCCAGCUUCAAUUUCAGAGGAAGAACUGUUGAAUUUAAUCAAUAAACUAAAUAAUGAUGAUAAUGUAGAUGGCCUCCUUGUUCAGCUGCCUCUUCCAGAGCAUAUUGAUGAGAGAAAGAUCUGCAAUGCUGUUUCUCCAGACAAGGAUGUUGAUGGCUUUCAUGUGAUUAAUGUUGGGAGAAUGUGUUUGGACCAGUAUUCCAUGUUACCGGCUACCCCGUGGGGUGUGUGGGAAAUUAUUAAGCGAACUGGCAUUCCAACCCUGGGAAAGAAUGUGGUUGUAGCUGGACGGUCGAAAAAUGUUGGAAUGCCCAUCGCAAUGUUACUGCACACAGAUGGAGCCCAUGAGCGACCUGGAGGUGAUGCCACUGUUACAAUAUCUCAUCGCUAUACCCCCAAAGAGCAGCUGAAGAAACAUACAAUUCUUGCAGAUAUUGUGAUCUCUGCUGCAGGUAUUCCAAAUCUGAUCACUGCAGACAUGAUUAAGGAAGGAGCAACUGUCAUUGAUGUGGGAAUAAACAGAAUUCAAGAUCCCAUAACUGCUAAACCUAAGUUGGUUGGAGAUGUGGAUUUUGAAGAAGUCAGGAAGAAAGCUGGUUACAUCACUCCAGUCCCUGGCGGUGUGGGCCCCAUGACGGUGGCGAUGCUAAUGAAAAAUACCAUUAUUGCUGCCAAAAAAGUGCUGAGGCUUGAAGAGCGGGAAGUACUAAAAUGUAAGGAGCUUGGAGUGGCAACCAAUUAACUGUGUUGUCUUCCUGUGUCAUGAACUGCACUCCAAGCCAGGUGAAGCGGCAAAACACUUCGAUAGAGAUGCAAUAUUUUUAAUUUAUUCUAACUGAAAUGGUUUUAAAUCAUUGUAUUUAUUGAAAGCGUUAAGUGGGUGGGAGUUUGGGCACAGGGCUCUGCAGUACCUCAGCAGGGGGCAGUGGGCUGUGGGUCUUACCCUCUGGCCUCCUGAAGCCUUUAGUCUAGUGAUAACCUGGGGACAUCAAUUACAAAUGGGUGUUUUAACUCUGUCAAGCCACUCAGUUAACAUUGCCUUUUUCUAGGAGCGCGUUUCCCAAGUGCUAUUCCAAUGCGUUGAUGCUCACUUUAGGUUUAAAACCUUUUGAGUUCAACUGGUCGAACCAAAGGGAAAAUCUUCUAAGAGGACAUUGGGGAAAAGAUAAAAAGAAAGAAACGUGAUUGGGUAGAAAACAAAAUGUUGACAGCCAGAGAAAAAGCUUCAUGUUUAUAGUAUGUAAGCUAUUAUUUCAUGACUUAUUCAUUGGGAAAAUGUUUAAAGUUGUUCCAAUUGCUGUUAGCCCUCGUUUUAUGUAUUUCACCAUUCAUAAGUUCUCUCCAUUUCAGUUUUAUAGGACUGAAGGCUGAUUUUAUAAAUUAUUCAUGUGUAUCAUCACCUUUGAUUUUUCUUAUUUCCUCAAACCUCACUGUCACAUUUUUGUAUUGUUGGAGGUGUUUAUAUGAUUGCUUUGGUAUAUCUUGAAGCCUAUUUUUGAAAAACAAAACUUCGGCUUGAUAAUCGUUAGGGCAGCUUGUGUAAGUAUGCAACUUUUCCACCAAAGAAUUGUCAGCAGCUGCCUGCUUUUCUCUGAUGCAUCUGUUGGCUUCUCCUACCCCUGGCCCUAUAGUUUUCUUGAGAGCUUGAGUUAAUACUGAAUUUAAUCAGACUUUCUGAUUAAAAUUUUGUUUUUUAAAAUAAAAUAAUUUUCACAAAUGU
Molecule: messenger RNA, 2038 nt
Organism: Condylura cristata (star-nosed mole)
Lineage: Eukaryota; Metazoa; Chordata; Mammalia; Eulipotyphla; Talpidae
Gene: MTHFD2
Product: methylenetetrahydrofolate dehydrogenase (NADP+ dependent) 2, methenyltetrahydrofolate cyclohydrolase
Exons: 8
Coding region: 8-1060 (350 amino acids)
Biological process (GO): tetrahydrofolate interconversion
Cellular component (GO): mitochondrion
Molecular function (GO): methylenetetrahydrofolate dehydrogenase (NAD+) activity; methenyltetrahydrofolate cyclohydrolase activity; methylenetetrahydrofolate dehydrogenase (NADP+) activity
Source: RefSeq, a predicted model, not a curated record